UGAACUUUCUUCUUUCCGCCUCUGCUCUCGUUGUUCUGCAGAGAAUUGGGGAAGAACGAAAAUGCAUCACCGUGCACAAAUUUCUCUCUGUAAAUUGUUUUCCAGAUACCCUUUUCAACGAUCUCUAAUACCCAGUUCUUCAUCUUCCCUUAACUCACUCGCAAUGAUUUCAACUCAACUCGUUUCAGGCUCGGUUCCUUUUCGAAGGCCUGAGUUUACCGUUACACCCACCUCAAAUUUCCACCAUUUCCGUCAUCCAACUCUCUCAAAAUCGAUAGUCCAGUUGAUGAAAUACAGUGCUCAGCCUGGUGGCUCGGUGGCCGAGUUUGACCAGAACAGAGAGGUGGACAUGAUCAACCUCAAGUUUGCUGAAGCUAGAGAGGAGAUAGAGAUGGCUAUGGAGUCCAAAGAGACUGUGUAUUUUGAUGAGGAAGCGGAGUGUGCUCGGGCUGCUGUGAAGGAAGUGUUGGACAUGUUUAAUGGACUAUUAGCGAAGUUGCCGGAGAGCGAACGAGCGGCAUUGCAGAGGUCAAUGGGCCUGAAGAUUGAGCAGUUGAAGGCUGAGCUUCAGCAGUUGAAUGAGUAAUGAGUCUGCAAAGAUUACUGCAUUGCGAAGUGACGAGUGCUAUGGGAUGAGAUACUUAGAAGAGUUGGUUUAGCUUGGGUAAUGCCAUUGAGGGUAGUGGAUUUACUAUGAUUCUGUUGUGCAUUAUGUUGUGUACUUGGUUGGAAAGGAAUGCAUGGUGCUUUGAAGAUAAGGAACGUACAAUGGCGAAUCUUCAGAACUUUUUCCUACACACUUUAUUGCUUUGGUUUUCAGCUAUUGUGCUUAAUGGAAACAAUGUCCAUGACUUUCUGGUUUUAAUUUUUGGCUCUCAGAAUGUAUUUAGGUGUUCUCUUGUAUACUUCUUGUGUACACGGGCUUUGCUUGUUUCAUUCAUAUCAAUAAAAUUUAUCUCUUACUUAUAAAAAAAAAAAAA
Molecule: messenger RNA, 980 nt
Organism: Juglans regia (Persian walnut)
Lineage: Eukaryota; Viridiplantae; Streptophyta; Magnoliopsida; Fagales; Juglandaceae
Exons: 2
Coding region: 62-586 (174 amino acids)
Source: RefSeq, a predicted model, not a curated record